Messenger RNA from Chrysochloris asiatica (Cape golden mole), 2544 nucleotides. RefSeq names its product follistatin-like 5 (gene FSTL5). NCBI's taxonomy places the organism in Eukaryota, Metazoa, Chordata, Mammalia, Afrosoricida, Chrysochloridae. The transcript is spliced from 15 exons. Gene Ontology annotation, molecular function: calcium ion binding; protein binding. Gene Ontology annotation, biological process: cell differentiation; regulation of BMP signaling pathway; multicellular organism development. The record is from RefSeq and is a predicted model, not a curated record. Bases 1 to 2544 code for a protein of 847 amino acids.
AUGUUUAAAUGCUGGUCAGCUCUGUUAGUUCUUGGAUUCAUUUUUGUGGAAUCAGAAGGAAGGCCAUCCAAAGAAGUAGGAUAUGCCCUUAAGUCCUAUCAGCCUCUAAUAAGAUUGCGGCACAAGCAGGAAAAAAGCCAAGAAAGUUCAAGAAUCAAAGGAUUUCUGAUUCAGGAUGGCCCUUUGGGAUCUUGUGAAAAUAAGUACUGUGGUUUGGGAAGACACUGUGUUAUCAACAGAGAGAUGGGGCAAGCAGAAUGUACCUGCAUGGAGUUUUGCAAACGGCACUACAAACCUGUAUGUGGAUCUGAUGGACAAUUUUAUGAAAAUCACUGUGAAGUACACAGAGCAGCCUGCUUGAAAAAACAGAAGAUCACCAUUGUUCACAAUGAAGACUGCUUCUUUAGAGGAGAAAAUUGCAAGACAUCUGAAUAUAACAAGAUAAAAAACAUGCUUUUAGAUUUACAAAAUCAGAAAUAUAUUACACAAGAAAAUGAAAAUCCUAAUCGUGAUGAAGUAUCUCGGAAGAAGAUUUUGGUGGACCAAAUGUUUAAAUAUUUUGAUGCUGACAGCAAUGGACUUGUAGAUAUUAAUGAACUAACUCAGGUAAUAAAACAAGAAGAAUUUAGCAAGGAUGUGUCUGAUUGUACUUUGUAUGAUCUACUGAAAUAUGAUGAUUUUAACUCUGACAAGCACCUGGCACUUGAAGAAUUUUAUAGAGCAUUCCAUGUAAUCCAAUUGAAUCUUCCUGAAGAUCAGAAAUUAAGCAUUACUGCAGCAACUGUGGGACAAAGUGCUGUUCUGAGCUGUGCCAUUCAGGGAGACUUGCGACCCCCCAUCAUCUGGAAAAGGAACAAUAUUAUUCUAAAUAAUUUAGAUUUGGAAGACAUCAAUGAUUUUGGAGAUGAUGGGUCCUUGUAUAUAACUAAAGUUACCACAACUCACAUGGGCAAUUAUACCUGCUAUGCAGAGGGCUAUGAGCACAUCUAUCAGACUCACAUCUUUCAAGUGAAUGUUCCUCCAGUUAUCCGGGUGUAUCCAGAAAGUCAAGCUAGAGAACCUGGGGUAACUGCAAGUCUUAGGUGCCAUGCAGAGGGCAUACCAAAUCCUCAACUUGGCUGGCUGAAGAAUGGAAUUGAUAUCACACCAAAGCUAUCCAAGCAACUCACACUUCAAGCAAAUGGCAGUGAGGUUCACAUAAGCAAUGUGCGUUAUGAAGAUACUGGAGCAUACACUUGUAUUGCAAAGAAUGAAGCAGGAGUUGAUGAAGACAUCUCUUCUCUUUUUGUGGAAGAUUCUGCUAGAAAGACAUUGGCUAACAUAUUAUGGAGAGAAGAAGGUCUGGGAAUUGGGAACAUGUUCUAUGUUUUUUAUGAAGAUGGAAUCAAAGUGAUACAACCCAUCGAAUGUGAAUUUCAGAGACAUAUUAAGCCUAGUGAAAAGCUACUUGGAUUUCAGGAUGAAGUCUGCCCCAAAGCUGAGGGGGAUGAAAUUCAAAGGUGUGUGUGGGCCUCUGCUGUUAACGUCAAAGACAAGUUCAUUUAUGUUGCGCAGCCAACUUUGGACAGAGUUCUUAUUGUGGAUGUGCAGUCCCAAAAAGUGGUUCAGACAGUAAGCACAGACCCUGUUCCAGUUAAAUUGCACUAUGACAAGUCACAUGAUCAGGUGUGGGUGCUAAGCUGGGGUACUAUGGAAAAGACUUCACCAACACUGCAGGUAAUAACUCUGGCCAGUGGCAAUGUGCCUCACCACACGAUCCACACACAACCAGUGGGAAAGCAGUUCGACAGAGUGGAUGACUUUUUCAUUCCCAGCACAACGCUCAUCAUCACCCACAUGAGGUUUGGAUUUAUUCUUCAUAAGGAUGAAGCUGCACUACAAAAAAUUGAUCUUGAAACCAUGUCCUACAUCAAAACAGUUAACUUAAAGGACUAUAUGUGCAUUCCUCAAUCAUUGGCCUAUACACACUUGGGAGGAUACUACUUUAUUGGCUGCAAACCUGACAGCACUGGAGCAAUUCCACCACAGCUCAUGGUGGACGGUGUUACUGACUCAGUCAUUGGAUUCAACAGUGAUGUAACAGGCACUCCAUAUGUCUCCCCAGAUGGGCACUACCUUGUCAGCAUUAAUGACAUAAAAGGUCUUGUGAGGGUCCAGUACAUCACCAUCAGAGGAGAAAUACAAGAGGCAUUUGAUAUUCAUACAAAUCUACACAUAUCUGAUGUAGCAUUUCAGCCAUCCUUUACUGAAGCCAACCAGUACAACAUUUAUGGUAGCUCUAGUACACAAACUGAUGUGCUUUUUGUGGAGCUUGCCUCUGGAAAGGUUAAGAUGAUAAAGAGCCUUAAGGAACCACUCAAGGCAGAAGAAUGGCCUUGGAACCGGAAGAACAGACAAAUCCAGGACAGUGGUUUGUUUGGUCAGUACCUGAUGACACCUUCUAAGGAUUCUCUCUUUAUCCUAGAUGGACGACUCAAUAAGUUAAACUGUGAGAUCACUGAAGUUGAGAAAGGAAAUACAGUCAUUUGGGUUGGAGAUGCCUAG